CCCCAGAGGGUUUUCGCUUCAAAAGAGAAAAUAACUUCCCUUCUUUUAUAAAUCGUUGUUUCGAAGAGUUUUAUCCUUCCCUUACCUCUUCGUUGCUACGUGCUGCCUUCUAUUUCUGUCGAGAGAAGAGAAAGACAAAAAGCUCAAAGCGUUAACCACGUCGUUUUUUCUCUCUCUCAGAUCUGAGAGAGACCUAAGCGAAACUGUUUGGAGAGGGGGUACCCGGAGAGAGAGGAUGAGCGGGAAAGGAGGAGGUGGUGGAAAUAAUGGGUUAGGGAAGGGCAGUAGUGGAAUUUCAGGUAUUCCGGCUGGGUCUCGGAAGAUAGUCCAGAGCUUGAAGGAGAUUGUGAACUGCCCUGAACCCGAGAUCUAUGAUACGCUUAAAGAGUGUAACAUGAACCCUAACGAGGCCGUUAAUCGCCUACUCUCUCAAGAUCCUUUUCACGAGGUGAAGAGCAAACGGGACAAGAAAAAAGAGAGCAAAGAUACAAUUGAUUCCAGAUCUCGUGGUGCCAAUAACCUUGGGAGUCGUGGUGGUAAGAGUGGUUCAGACCGAUAUAUUGGGCGUGGUGGCUCAUCCAAUUACAGUUCUAAUGAGUCUGGCCCUUUCCAUGGUAAACCUGCACAAAAGAGGGAAAAUGGAACGCAUGCUUAUGCAGACUCUUCAUCUUCUGCAACUGGUCUACAAGGAAAAAACAUGAACCAGAGACCUCCCCACAGUGAAGCUGUUGUCACCGAACAUAAAACAUCCACAGCAGGUGUAGUUGGAGUUUCUUCAUUGUCACAACCUUCGGGAUACCAAUCUGCUUGGUUGGGGGCUCCAGGUCAAGUAUCAAUGGCUGAUAUUGUCAAGAUGGGCAGGCCACAAAACAAGGUGUCUGUCGUACCAAACCCACCUCAUCAAAGUGUUAAUAAUCGGGAUCCUGCAGUACCUCCUUCAGCAGCAGCAAUACAUCCUAAUAUACAUCCACCACAUGGUCACGCUUCGAACGUGUCAGAUGUUACUUAUGAGCCUAAUAUCACCACAAACCAGCAUAGUUCUCCAAGUGAUGAAUGGCCCCCCAUUGACAACCCAUCUGCUGUCAGUGUGAACUCUAUCUCUGAGGCAUCUGCAGAAUCUGGAUUGCAUGCAGAUGAAUCUAAAUUGCCUGUGGAUAGAAAUAACGAACACAUACAAUCCGAGUUAGAGGAAGCUCAGACAGGGGAUGAUGGUCCUGUUGAAACUGUCAAUGAUAACCAUGUCCAGUCUCCUUCUAUUUCAAGUAGAAAUAUACAAGAGGAUGAUUCUGGAGGCUCCUCUCUUUAUGAUAAUAACUUGCGUAAGGAUAUCAGUUCCUAUCAGCCUCAAAGGCAUGGUUUUGGGAAUGAUGAAGUUGAAGAUGAUUCUUCAUCAGUUGCUGUGAAUAUGCAGAAGCUUAAUUUGCAUAGUGAUGAACAUGAGCCACCACAUGAAGAGGACAAUCCAUCUCUAAUCAUACCAAACCACCUGCAAGUCCACUCCUUGGACUGUUCACAUUUGAGUUUUGGAAGUUUUGGACCUGCCAUUGAUUCUGCCUUUUCUGAAUCAUUUGCACCAAGGCCCUUGAAGAAUAAUUUGGAUGAAGCUCCAGAAGCAGCAGAUAUCUCAUCUAUUGGGCACAUUGAAAAUAGAAAUCCUGAGUAUAAUGGUGAUGAACAUCUCAGAAGCAACACAGAGGGAAAUAUAAUGACCAGAAGUAACGUGAACACUAGAAAUUAUGAGGCUACUGAAGUUUCUCAACCAAGUGAACUGAAGCAGGAAGCUGCCCAAGGGAGUCAAUAUGCAUUUCCUUCAUCUGCAUCUGGUUAUAACUAUGAGAACUCUCAACAGUUAAAUCCUGCUUUUACUCAUCCGCAGACAAACACCCAAAUACAAAAUCUCACUCCUUUUUCAAGUGUAAUGCAAGCAUACACAAAUUCAUUGCCAAGCUCUUUGCUGACAUCAAAUGUUCAGACUGCAAGGGAGCCGGAUCUUCCAUACCUGCCCUUCCCCACGACUACAAAAUACACCAAUGCAGACUCUUCCAUUAGUGGUCCAACCAUUUCUAUGUCAGAGGCUCUGAGAGCAGCUAGUAUUUCUGCACCACAGGAAACUCCACAGACCCUGCCUGGUGCCAGUGUUGCCACAGGACCUACUCUUCCACAGCAUCUAGCCAUGCACCCUUUUUCCCAACCUACGCUUCCAUUGGGACAUUUUGCCAACAUGAUUAGUUAUCCUUUCUUGCCUCAGAGUUACACUUAUAUGCCACCAGCAUUCCAGCAAACAUUCGCUGGUAAUAGUAACUACCCUCAGUCCCUGGCAGCAGUGCUCCCCCAGUACAAAAAUAGUGUUUCUGUUAGCAGCCUACCUCAAUCUGCUACAGUUGUAUCGGGCUAUGGGUUUGGGAAUUCUACCAACGUUCCUGGAGGACUUCCUCUGAAUCCACCUACUGCACCUGCAGGCACAACAAUUGGCUAUGAUGAUAAUCUGAGUUCUCAGUACAAGGACAGCAAUCAUUUGAUGUCACUUCAACAGACUGAGAAUUCAGCCAUGUGGAUUCAUGGCCCUGGCUCACGAACAAUGUCUGCUGUUCCUGGAAGCACGUAUUACAGCUUCCAGGGGCAGAACCAGCAAGGCAGUGGAUUUCGACAAGGGCAACAACCUUCACAGCAUUUUGGGGCUCUUGGAUACCCAAAUUUCUACCAUUCACAAACUGGAGUAUUGGGGGACCAUCAGCAGCAAAACCCCAUGGAUGGAACUCUGAGUGGGUCUCAAGGCCAGCCAUCAAAGCAUACCCAACAGUUAUGGCAAAACAGUUACUGAUGAUAUCACCUCCUGGUUUUUCAGGGUCUUUUAGUGUUUAAAAGUGGCCAAUCAAAGGCAUUCUUGCGAUUGAAUAAUUACAUGUAAUGGUUGAUGGGGUCUGAAGAGACCUUGAUGGCUACUGCCCUGUGCCACGAGGUUGUAUUCUACUUAUUUAUUGUCUGCUUAUGUUAACUUAGGAACACAGUGUGCUAAUUUGGGAUAGUGGACUUUGCCCUCCGAUUUUCUUUCCCCUCAUUGUUUCUCCGUUACCCUUCCCCUUUUUAUAGUGAAAA
Hibiscus syriacus is the source of this 3096-nucleotide messenger RNA. RefSeq lists its product as uncharacterized. Bases 236 to 2821 code for a protein of 861 amino acids. NCBI's taxonomy places the organism in Eukaryota, Viridiplantae, Streptophyta, Magnoliopsida, Malvales, Malvaceae. The record is from RefSeq and is a predicted model, not a curated record. Gene Ontology annotation, molecular function: protein binding. The transcript is spliced from 10 exons.